Messenger RNA from Xiphias gladius (swordfish), 3143 nucleotides. It is a transcript of the gene mid1, whose product is annotated as midline 1. The transcript has 11 exons. The record is from RefSeq and is a predicted model, not a curated record. Gene Ontology annotation, molecular function: zinc ion binding; protein binding. NCBI's taxonomy places the organism in Eukaryota, Metazoa, Chordata, Actinopteri, Istiophoriformes, Xiphiidae. The coding region runs from base 307 to 2376 and encodes 689 amino acids.
UUCCUGGAAUUGUCGGGCAACUUUUCCUGUUGUGCUUGCUACCUCUUGCUCAAUCCCCUUGCUUAAUGACAGCUCUGCUGCAGGAUUACUGGGGCUGUGAAGACUCGUGCCAUCUGGAUGCCCCUCUCUACAGCAUGCUGGGGUUUAUAGCCGGUGCAUUUGUUGUCAUAAAUAUAUUUUCAUGAUUCAGGUCAGAAGUUUUCCUUCAGCAGAAAUGUCUCGGCAGUGUAAAGUGGGGCGAAAUCCAUCGAUAGCUAAUCAGCUUCCCUGGAUUUCGCAGACAACCCCUCUUUGUUUUGCCUGAAGAUGGAAACACUGGAGUCGGAGCUGACCUGCCCAAUCUGUCUGGAGCUCUUUGAGGACCCACUGCUCUUGCCCUGUGCUCACAGCCUUUGUUUCAACUGUGCCCAUCGUAUUCUGGUCUCCCACUGCACCCCCAGUGAGCCAAUCCAGUCUAUCAGCGCCUUUCAGUGCCCAACCUGUCGCUAUGUUAUCACCCUCAACCAGAGGGGCCUAGAAGGACUCAAACGCAACGUUACAUUACAGAACAUCAUUGACCGCUACCAGAAAGCUUCUCUAAGUGGACCUAACUCUCCUAACGAGACCAGGCGUGAGCGAGCCAUCCCUGACAGCAAAGCCAUGACAUCCGCCAGUGACCGGGUGCAGUGUCAGUUCUGUGAGCAGGACCCUCCACAGGAUGCUGUGAAGACCUGCGUCACCUGCGAGGUGUCAUACUGCGACGAGUGUCUUAAGGCCACCCACCCCAACAAGAAGCCCUUCACGGGCCACCGACUAAUCGAGCCCUUGCUGGAUUCCCAUCUGCGAGGGCUUAUGUGUCUGGAGCAUGAGGACGAGAAGGUCAACAUGUACUGUGUGACAGACGAACAGUUGAUCUGUGCAUUGUGUAAGCUGGUUGGCCGACACCGAGACCACCAAGUAGCAGCCCUCAGCGACCGAUAUGACAAACUUAAGAAAUCUUCUGGCCGCUUUCUCUGUGUGGGGCGUGAUCAUUCACACCAGGAGGCAGACCAGCAAGCAUUGGAUUCCAACCUCAGCAAUCUAAUCAAGAGGACCAGUGAGUUGGAAAGUCUGAUGGGCAAACUUAUCCAAACCUGCCAACACGUGGAGGCAAAUGCAUCGCGACAAGAAAACAAGCUGCUUGAGGAGUGUGAACUGCUGAUUAAUAUCAUACAGCAGCGAAGACAAAUCAUAGCUACCAAGAUAAAGGAGGGAAAGUCUGUGCGACUGAGAAAGCUAGCCCAGCAGAUAGCCAGCUGCAAACAGUGCAUCGAGAGGUCCUCCGCCCUCAUCUCUCAAGCCGACCAAACCCUCAAAGAGACAGACCAUGCUCGAUUCCUUCAGACAGCUAAAAGUAUCUGUGAGAGAGUAUCAAUGGCAACGGCAUCCUCUCAAAUCCUGUUACCAGAAAUCAAUCUGAAUGACACUUUUGAUAGUUUUGCUUUGGACUUCACGAGGGAGAAGAAAAUGCUAGAAAGCUUGGAUUACCUCACAGCACCAAAUCCACCAGUAAUCCGCGAGGAAUUAUGUACAGCUUCAUAUGACACAAUCACAGUUCACUGGACAUCAGAUGAUGAAUUCUCUGUUGUAUCAUAUGAACUUCAAUACGCCAUCUUCACCAGCCAAUCUAAUGUUGUCAGUUUAUGUAACUCUGCUGAUAGCUGGAUGAUUGUACCAAACAUCAAGCAAAAUCACUACACUGUGCACGGACUCCAGUGUGGUACAAAGUACAUUUUCAUAGUGAAGGCCAUUAACCAGGCUGGAAACCGCAGCAGUGAACCAGGGAAACUCAAGACAAACAGUCAGCCAUUUAAGUUGGACCCAAAGUCCGCUCACCGGAAGUUGAGGGUGUCCCAUGACAACCUGACAGUGGAGAGGGACGAGACAUCGUCCAAGAAAAGCCACAGUCAGGACCGCUUCUCCAGCCACAGCAGUUAUGGCGUCACAGGAAAUGUCUACAUCGACAGCGGCCGCCAUUACUGGGAGGCUCUGAUAGGAGGAAGCACAUGGUUUGCAGUGGGCAUUGCGUACAAGUCAGCGCCAAAACAUGAGUGGAUUGGCAAAAACUCAGCCUCCUGGGUACUGUCUCGCUGCAACAACUCGUGGGUGGUGCGUCACAACAGCAAGGAGAUGCCUAUUGAGCCCUCGCCCCACCUGCGGCGUCUUGGAGUAUUGUUGGACUACGAUUCUGGAUCUCUGUCUUUCUACGAUGCCGUGGGCUCUCAGCACUUGUAUACGUUUGACAUCGCCUUUGCUCAGCCAGUUUGCCCUGUGUUCAAUGUGUGGAACAGGUGUUUAACAGUCCUCACGGGACUGCCCAUCCCAGAUCACCUAGAGGGGACAGAUUACAACAACUGACAAAACCUGUCUUGCUGGAUUUGCUUGGUGUAUCCCCCCCCCAAAAAAAAAACAAAAACAGACUGCCUGCACCUCUUUGACUGACCACGUGCUUCAUGUUGGCAAAAUAAAAACAGUAGCCGAACGGGAUGCAAUUAGUGGCCCAGGUGUACGUUCCUAAUCCCGCCUAGGUUGAAAUUAAUUGGAAUUAUUUAAAUUAUUUACAAGUAUCUGUAAAUGUAAUUUUUUGCUUUGCACAUUUAUGUACAUUACUCAGCUGAAUGGUUUUAAGGGUUUGCUUACAGUUUUAAUUUUUUUUUAAGUUUAUAUUUUCAAAUAGAGUCUAGAUUUUUUUUUUUUUAAUUUCUAAUUUCAUAUUACACACUAUUCCAUUCCUGUGUAGUUAAGGGUGAUGAUAAAUCUUUACGUGCAAGUGACAAGCAGAUUCUUUGACUGUAAUUUUUUUGAAAGGUUGUAUUGUAAGGUAAAUCUAAGGUUUUUGAAAAUUUUUUUUUAAUUCAUAGCACUUUGAGAAGACAAAGUUGUCACUAUAAAAUGCAUUUCUAAGCCACUUGUACCAUAACACAGAUAUGUUUGUUUGUCAUUGUUCUGUAAGGAAAAGGCACUUGACUAGAUCACAUAACAGUAGUUAACUGUUAUCUGCAAAUGCGCUAGUGCAGAUCCGCAUUAAGAGGUCGUUCAUUUUCUCAUUGUAUCCGUUUCAAAAGAGCUCAGCAGCACAUUUUCCACACUUAAUUUCAAGAUAUAAUAAAAGUGACUUAAUUUGA